AUGGCAGCCUGUAUCAAUAGCCUGACAACGCUCAAGCUGCUGCCGGCCGAGCUCGAGGGCAAGCAUGCGAUCGGCGUAUGCAUUGACCGCGGCGGCACGUUCACUGACUGCGUGGCGACAUUCCCUGUGCAAGCGACACCAGACGACGAAUCCACGCAGCGCACAGUAGUCGUUAAGCUUCUCUCCGAAGACCCAGCGCACUACUCCGACGCCGCGCUCGAAGCAGUAUGGCGCGUACUCGAAGCAGCCACAGGGCGCACACUCACGCGCACGGACCCACUCGACACAUCCAACAUCGCCUGGGUGCGCAUGGGCACCACGGUGGCCACCAAUGCGCUGCUGGAGCGCAAGGGUGAGCGCUGCGUCCUGGUGACCACGCGCGGGUUCGGCGACGUCCUGCAUAUCGGCACACAGACGCGGCCGCUCAUCUUCGACCUGGCAGUGCAGCGGCGCGGCGGCGUCAUCGAGGAGUCCAUUGAGCUGGACGAGCGCGUGGUGCUGGACCCUAAGGGCCCCCAUGCCGGCGCGUCGGGCGAGCGCCUGCGCGUGCUGAGGGAGCCGGACUGGGCGGCGCUGCGCGCAAGGCUGGACGCAGCAUAUGCGCGCGGCGUGCGCGCGGCAGCGGUCUGCCUGAUGCACGCGUACACGUUCUCUGCGCAUGAGCGCAUGGCGGCGCAGGUGGCGCGCGACGCAGGGUUCACGCACGUGACGGAGUCCUCUGCCCUGGCGCCGGCGGCCGGGCUGGUGGCGCGCGCGCAGUCGGCGGCGGCCGACGCGUACCUGGCGCCGGUCGUGGCGCGGCACGUGGCGGGGUUUGCGCGGCGGCUUAGCGCCACAGUGCCGCUGGCGCUGAUGCAGUCGGACGGCGGGCUGGCGCCGGCGAGCGGCUUCUCGGGGCUGCGCGCGGUGCUGUCGGGCCCGGCGGCCGGCGUGGUCGGGUGCGCGGCAACGGCGUACAGCGCCACGGCGCGCGUGGCGGUGGUUGGCUUUGACAUGGGCGGAACGAGCACUGACGUCAGCCGCUUCGACGGCACGCUCGAGCACGUGUUCGGGGCCGAGGUCGGCGGCGUGGCGGUGGCGGCGCCGCAGCUGGCGAUCCAGACGGUGGCGGCCGGCGGCGGGUCGCGGCUGUUUUUCCGCGGCGGGCUGCUGGCGGUCGGGCCCGAGAGCGUCGGCGCGCACCCGGGGCCGGCGUGCUACCGCAAGGGCGGCGCGCUGGCGCUGACAGACGCCAACCUCGUGCUGGGGCGGCUGCGCGCCGCGCACUUCCCGCGCAUCUUUGGGCCGCGCGAGGACGAGGGCCUGGACGAGGCGGCGGCGCGCGCGCGGGUUGCGGAGCUGGCGCAGCGCGUGGCCAGCGAGUCCGGCGCGGCGCCGAUGAGCGUCGAGGCGCUGGCGCUGGGCUUCGUGCGCGUGGCCAACGAGGCGAUGACCCGGCCGAUCCGCUCGCUGACCGAGGCGCGCGGCCAUGCGCCACAGGCCCACGCGCUGGCGUGCUUCGGCGGCGCCGGCGGCCAGCACGCGUGCGCCGUGGCGGCGGCGCUGGGCAUCGGCCGCGUGUUCGUCCAUCGGCUGGCAUCGGUGCUGUCGGCGCACGGGCUGGCGCUGGCCGAGGCCGCACACGAGGAGCGAUCGGCGGCCGCCGCCGCCGCGUGGACGCCCGAGGUGCAUGCGCGCAGCCUGGCGCCGCGCCUGGACGCGCUGGAGGCCGCGGCGCGCGCGCGCCUGGCAUCGCAGGGCUUUAGUUCCGGGCUGGCUGCGGCCGAGCGCUUCCUGAACAUGCGUUACAAGGGCGCCGAUGCAGCGCUAAUGGUGGCCGAGCCGGCCGACGGUGAUUUCGGCGGAGCCUUUGAGAGGCAGCACCGCUACGAGUUUGGCUUUGUGCUGCGCGACCGCGCCGUUGUGGUCGAUGACCUGCGCGUGCGCGCGACGGCCUCGCUGCCCGGCCCAGAGCGCUCGGACGUGUAUGCGGAGCUUGCUGCGCUGCGCCGCACGCCCAUUGGCCGCGACCAUGCGGCGUUUGUUGAGGCUGCGAGCGUGUACUUUGAUGGAGGAUUCCGCGACACGCCGGUGUUCCGCCUUGACGCGCUGGCGCCGGGCGAGUCGGUGCCUGGGCCGGCCAUUGUGCUGGACCGCAACAGCACCGUGCUGGUUGAGCCGGGGUGGACUGCGACGGCGACGCGCGAGCAGGUGGUGCUGGAGGCGGAG
Molecule: messenger RNA, 2208 nt
Organism: Kickxella alabastrina
Lineage: Eukaryota; Fungi; Kickxellomycota; Kickxellomycetes; Kickxellales; Kickxellaceae
Product: Hydantoinase/oxoprolinase-domain-containing protein
Exons: 1
Biological process (GO): glutathione metabolic process
Cellular component (GO): cytosol
Molecular function (GO): 5-oxoprolinase (ATP-hydrolyzing) activity
Source: RefSeq, a predicted model, not a curated record